Pimephales promelas (fathead minnow) is the source of this 2612-nucleotide messenger RNA. RefSeq names its product ring finger protein 214 (gene rnf214). NCBI's taxonomy places the organism in Eukaryota, Metazoa, Chordata, Actinopteri, Cypriniformes, Leuciscidae. Gene Ontology annotation, molecular function: ubiquitin-protein transferase activity. The record is from RefSeq and is a predicted model, not a curated record.
UUCAGGAACUGGAUAUACUGUAACACCGGAAGUAAAAUAGGUUUAUAUGAUGUCAUGAAAGUUGCGCCGGUUGUCUUUGCCUUUUAAAAAAAACCAUCACUAGUCUCUUCAUUGAUUUAAUUACAUAUAUUUGGCGUAUACUGUUACUUAUUUGAACAUCAAGACCAGCUCUUUUAAUGUUUAGUAUCCAGAGUCUUUUGUCUCUGAGUUUGCCUGUAAAUGGAAAGUGAAAUACACACCGAGUGGAGUUCGGCUUUAGAUGAAGACUUACUUCAGGACCCCGUUUCUGCAGUGAUUCCGCCGGAUCCUUCACCAUGGAGCUCAUCAGCUGGGCCCUGGUCCACUGAGAGCAGCUUACCAGCAGUAUUCAGCCAGUAUGAAGAGCAAGAUUACAGCACUUUCACACCCUCCAAUGAAGCACAGAGCCAAACCGUACAGACAGAGGACUGGACAGAGGAAAGAUCUACAAAUACAAAUGAAGACUGGGAAGCAGAUAUACGUGCUCUAGAAGACUGCAGUAUUGAUUUGAAUGAACAGUAUGAGGCUCUUGUGAAGCAACAUACAGCAGAGCAGGAGGAGCACAACAUCUGUGUCCAGAGUCUGGAAAAGACAAGAGAUGAGAGAAAUCAUCAGUACCAGGGUUUUAUUGAAAAAAUUGAGUCUUUGCAAAUUAAAUUGGAGCUAAACAGCAGCAAGACCACACGGAAAAACUUCAUGGUAAAACGGCAAGAGCUUACUGCAGAGAAAGAUCGAAUGGAAGAGGAGAAAACAAGAUUGGCUCAGGAGCUGGAGGACACAGAAAAGAAACUCAAGAUGCUGAUUGAGGAACAGAGUCAAGAGAAGCUCUCCUGGGAGCAGGAAAUAGCUGACUUGAGGGUGGAAAUGGAAACGCUCUGCAGACAGGCAGAGCAAGCCAGUCAGACCGUUCUUCAGGAUGAGAUAGCUGCACUUGAGAUGCAGAAAGAGCUUGCGCUUUCUCAAGUGGAGGACUGGAUCGUAGACGCAGAAAAAUAUCUUAAUUUUCUCAGAAUAAAUCCUUCCCAGCAGCACCUGCACCAGCAGCAGAAGUGGGAGCACAAUGUAGCAAUGGUCCGCAGCAGUCUGGUAGGACUAAAGGUGAGGGGAGGAGCUAACUGUACCAGUGGGUUACAGAGAGGUGAACAGUUGGACAGUUUGCCCUCAGUCCCGCUCCCAUUACUUCCAGCAGUCCCUACAUUGGAGAUGAUAAUCAGUCCACUUCAGAAUCCUGCUUCUCAUCCAAUUUUCAAUAGUGGUCCACCAACUACCACAACUUCUCCCCCCAUAGUUCAUCCCCAAUUCCACCCCUCGGUCACACCACCACAAAGAGCCACACCACCACUUUCAGCCCCUUCUCCUCAAAACACAGCAUACGUACCCGUCACUAUAGGUCCACAAUCUUCUCACGCCCCAAACAUGUAUGUCCCUAUGACAACUCAUGCAGCCCCUCAAAUACCCAUGCAAGCCAUCUGCCGGCCUCAAAUGUCAUCCCAUGCUCCUGUCAUGCCAGACCCACAUAUCCAUCCACAGACACACGUAGGUGGUUCAGGUGUCUCCCUGGCACCCUCAGUUGCUUCAGCAGGCACCUUUCCUUUAUUAUCAAAUAAUCAUGGUGGCAGUUUUCAUCCCCACGCUGCAGUGCGCCUUCCCCAAACGUUCAUGCAAACCAUGUCUACACGUAACCCCUCCCCCCAGCCCCUUCCCUCUAAUCCUGCACCUGCAGGCAAACUGGACAAGCUUCUGGAGAGACUGGGCUCACAUUUCCCACAAUGCACAAGAGAUCAGUUAACACGUGUUCUACAGCAAAUCAAGAGUGAGCGUGGUACUAUGGCUGGCAUGUCGAUGGAUGAUUUAACUCAGCAGGUUGCGCUCAGACUUGCGCAGAACCAAAGACCGCCACCAGGACCUAUAGCACCCCCGUCUGGAGCUAGAGCCUUUCCUGCUUCAGUUGGUCCGAUCCAGCGCCCUAUAGCCCAGCCACCACAUCCCAUGAGGCCUCAUUUCCGUCCCCCAGUUGCUCAGGUUUUCCACACAAGACCGCCACAGUCCUCUAUGCGGAAGUUUUGUUUGAUGUGUCAGAAUCUUGUGGAUCCUGGAAGUCAGUACAACAUAAACUGCUCCCAUAUAAUGCACAAAGAAUGUGUCAGUGUUUGGCUCAAGACCAGCAAGAAUAACUCUUGUCCUUUCUGCCCAUCCAAAUGAGAACUGAGAACCCAAUCACAAUCAUAGUUGAGCCAAUACCUGCGAAAAAUUAAGUGGAAUGAUGAUAUUAAUAGUUAUAUUCAAGUGUGAAUUAAGUUUUUUUAAUUCCAUUAUAACUAUGGUUAAUGUUAGAAAAUAAAUCGUUCCAUUCCCUGUCAGAGUUGACUAUUAUUAUUAUAAAGGACAGUAUGUAAUUACACUAAUUAGUUACUUUGCUGAUCAAUGGAAAUCCUUACUAUAUGAAUUUUUUCAGUAUUCAGUGUUAUUACAAAGAUUUUCAAACUUAACCUCAAGUAUAAUCCUCAUUAUGUAAGCUUUUCUAAAGGUCAUGUGACAUGGACACAAACUCCUAAACAGAAUAAAAAAUGUUCUUUUCACUUCAACAACUUUUC